Anguilla anguilla (European eel) is the source of this 1212-nucleotide messenger RNA. RefSeq names its product calcium-binding protein 2-like. The record is from RefSeq and is a predicted model, not a curated record. The transcript has 7 exons. Lineage: Eukaryota; Metazoa; Chordata; Actinopteri; Anguilliformes; Anguillidae. Bases 79 to 858 code for a protein of 259 amino acids. Gene Ontology annotation, molecular function: calcium ion binding.
GACGGAGAGAGAGAGGGAGAGAGACGGAGAGAGAGGGAGAGAGAGACGGAGAGAGAGGGAGAGAGUGUAGCAGCAGCGAUGUUUAUGCUCAUUCGUGAGGGAUCUGCCGGUCCAGGUGGCAGCGCAUCAGGGAUGAACCACCAGCCGGAGAAGACCGCCAAGCAGGUACAGGCCGCCAUUAAGAAGAAGGUGGAGAAGCAGAAGAGGAGAAGCAGUGAGACGGGCGGGGCUCUGGAGGGGGGUGGGGGGCAGGGUAAGCCCCCCCACAGGGGCCGGGCCCCCAGCGCCGCCUCCAUCCUGGAGAAAGAGAGCGGGCAGGAGGAAGAGGAGGAUGAGGAUGAGGAGCAGAGGAAGCAGGAGAAGGAGAGGACCGACCUGCUACCCAUCGUCGACUCAGUCUUUGGGCAGGACAGAGAGCUGCGCCCUGAGGAGAUUGAAGAGCUGAACGAAGCCUUUGUGGAGUUUGAUAAGGAUAAGGAUGGCUACAUCAGCUGUAGGGACCUGGGGGAGUGCAUGAGGACCAUGGGCUACAUGCCCACAGAGAUGGAGCUGAUCGAGCUGAGCCAGCAGAUUGGUGGCGGAAAGAUAGAUUUUGAGGACUUUGUUGGGCUAAUGGGACCCAAGAUGCUGGCAGAGACUGCAGACAUGAUUGGAGUGAAGGAGCUAAGGGAUGCCUUCAGGGAGUUUGACUCUAACGGCGAUGGGCAGAUCAGCCUAUCAGAGCUGAGGGAGGCCAUGAAGAAGCUGAUGGGGGAGCAGCUGAACCCCCGAGAGAUCGAUGAGAUCCUCAGAGACGUGGACCUGAAUGGAGACGGACUGGUGGACUUCGAGGAGUUCGUCCGUAUGAUGUCCCGUUGACACCAGCUAAGUCCAGAAAAGGGGAAGGAGGGAACUGUCAACCUUUUCUUUUGUGUAUACAAUAUAGAUUCUUUUUUUUUUUUUUACUUUUUUGGUCAUCCUUCAUUAAAUUGUCCAUGUGGAAAACCAACAUAAAUCUUUACAAUAAGAUAACUCUAUUAUUUGUUCAGUUAGGACAUUAUGGGUAGUGGACUGCGAUACCUGUCCUGCAACUAAAAACUUUGGCUUUAACUUAGGAUAAAGGUCCUGAUGAUGGCGUGAAAAAGAACAAGCAGCACUUUAAUGCUAACACAUAUAUGCUAACUGGCAUAAGCAAUAAUGAACCGCAGAAUAAAUCUGCAUUUUAAAAACGUU